CUGGUUUGACUAGUAGCCGUGCGUUGUCUUGUCCUACUAGCGUAGCCUUACGGUUCCGCGGGACUCAACGAAGAGCUUCGCAGAUACGCCUAGCUACCAAUCAUGGUAUCAAUCCUUUCGCAUCUGCUACGUCGGCAGCGCCAAGCACUGUAACGGUGAAACCCUCGGAGAGCAGGGAUGGUGCCUCGAGCAGAGAUGCUGCUUGGACUUCGCAUACAUGGAAAUGGAGGGGUUACACCAUACACUACAAGACCGCUGGAUGUGGCGAGCCGAUCCUCCUUGUACACGGAUUUGGGCUGUCGUCGUUUCACUUUCGUCGCAACAUCCCCGUGCUAGCAGAAAAGUACAAGGUCUAUGCGGUAGACCUGUUGGGCUUCGGCCGCUCCUCCAAACCCAUCCUGCAGUACAGCAUGGAGGUGUGGCGGGACCUGCUGCUGGACUUCUGCGCCCAGGUGGUGGGGGCCGGCCGGCCGCCGGUGCUGGUGGGCAACUCCAUCGGGGCGCUGGCGUGCCUCAUGGUCAACGCCGCCUCCCCGCCCGGCGCCAUCCGGGGUACGGUGCUGCUCAACAGCGCGGGCGCCAUGAACAACAAGGGGGUGCUGGGCGACGUGCGCAUCUUGGCGGCCCUGCCGCUGCUGCUGCUCAUUGACUUCCUGCUCUCCAUUCCCGCGUUCAGCGCAGCGCUGUUCAACAGGGUCAGGACCAAGGACAACAUCCGCCAGGUGCUGUCGGGCGGUGUGUACUGCAACCCGGCUGCGGUGGACGAGGCGCUGGUGGAGGAGGUGUUCGGACCCAGUUGCGACCCGGGGGCGCGGGAGGUGUUCGUGAGCGUCAUCACGGGUCCGCCCGGCCCCAAGCCCUGGAGCCUGAUGCCCGACGUGAAGGGGCCGCUGCUGGUGCUGUGGGGCGACAAGGACACCCUCACGCCGGCAGACGGACCCGUGGGUCGCUUCCUCCAGGCGUUGCCCAGUCGUCGCCCGGAAACCACGUUUAAGAUGUUGCAGGACGUGGGCCACUGCCUGCACGACGACCGGCCCGACCUGGUGCACUCGGAGCUGCUGCCCUGGCUGGAGGGGGUGGUGGCGGGGCGGGACAGCACACCAGCGGCAUCAGAGGCGGCGUCAGCCUUUCCUUCAAAGGGGCAGGAGGAGGAGGAGCGGAGGGCCGUGCAGGAUGCUGCGGUGGCGGCAGCAGCAGUGUCCGAGGUAGGCGCGGCGGCAGAGGCGGUGGCGGUGGCGGCGACAGCGGCGGUGGAGGCGCGCGCUGCGGUUGCGGAGGGAGAGGAGGCGUAGGAGGGAGGAGUGGGGUGAGCCUGGGCCCCCCCUGGGCGGGUUCCGAGAAGCGAGGGUGCUUGGUGUAGGGGCCUCACAGGGCCCCCAUGUUGGAAACGGGUUUUUGUUUGUCGUGCCAAGAGUGAGCUUGUGGCGGAGCUUGUUACUGCUUGAAAGGAGAGGCGCAUGCAAAGCGUCACGUACAGUGGUGCAUUUGAAGCUCGUAACCUGCUGCAGUGGCCACUGCGGGACGCAGUGGUCGUGACGGCAUACGGCAUAAAGUAUUGGGCAUGGGUUUGCGGUGACGGCAAGCCUAUCAUAUGGAAACGCAACAAUGAGAGGAAACACUUGCAUGCAGUACGGGAGAGUGAGGGAUGGAGUGGAGUGGACACCUGUUUUCCUGCCGUACGCGCAUUUUUUAUGAGAGGCACAGUAUUGUUAUAACGGUAUGAUCGAAGUGGUCAGGUUUAUGUAUGCAGGUGCAUCAGGAGGGUCAGUGGCAACAAGGAGUCGCCCAGUUAUCAUCUGACUCGCGUAUAACGCGACCUGCCAGGCAAAUACGACGUCAUGCUUUUGGGUUUCUUGUGCGCCCUGCCACCGAGUUCUGGUGUGUGCAUCCGAACUAUUGUCGACCCCGACAUUGCCGAAUGUACCGUGAACACGGUAGCGUGCUUGAAAAGGAGAGGGACAUGGAUGACAAGAUAUGCC
Astrephomene gubernaculifera is the source of this 1979-nucleotide messenger RNA. The record is from the annotation of a GenBank genome assembly. Lineage: Eukaryota; Viridiplantae; Chlorophyta; Chlorophyceae; Chlamydomonadales; Astrephomenaceae.